Messenger RNA from Capronia epimyces CBS 606.96, 1527 nucleotides. RefSeq lists its product as uncharacterized. Bases 1 to 1527 code for a protein of 508 amino acids. The record is from RefSeq and is a predicted model, not a curated record. NCBI's taxonomy places the organism in Eukaryota, Fungi, Ascomycota, Eurotiomycetes, Chaetothyriales, Herpotrichiellaceae. The transcript has a single exon.
AUGAGAUCCUUGUCACGCCUGCCAUCCUUUGCUGGCCUUGUUAUUCUUGGGUUUUCGCUCGUCUAUCUGUUCCGACAUGGACCAGUUAUCCAGGCGAACUGGGACUCCGCUGAGUUAUGGAACAAUAUUGCAGAAACGGCAAAUGGGUACAAGUACAGCUCAGAACUGAAGCUGUCCCCGAGCAACACAGGAGAUGACUCGUCGACACCCUCUCCUGCGAGUUCGAUCUCGACACAAAGCUACGAGGCUGCAUUUGCUGCGCCGUCGCAAUCUACCCGAACAGCUUUGCCACCUUCAGGUCAGAAUUCGAAUAGCAAUGCUCAACUGGGUUGCCCCUGUCCAAAACCAAAUCUGGUUCUCAGUGCCAUCGACGGUCCGGGAUGGCAGGAUCAGAUCUUCAUCUUCAUGCAAUCCCUCGAGUUAGCCCUCGGGGAGGAAUCUCUGGCAGCACACCGGCAAAAGUCAUGUCCACCUGCUGCAGUGACUGUGAAGAUCAUUGUUCCUCAGUCUCUUUCCCAAGAACUUCCCACAGGCUUUACUGCCCUUCUGCAACGCUAUCCAUCUUUGGAAUUCGUUGGAUCACUUCCCGAGAUCACGGAUGUGCCAGUGGUUCUUCGACGAUUCCAGGGCUGGGCCGAUCUCCUGAACACAGUCUCCGGUCAAUAUGAUAACGUCCUGGUCUGCGACCUAGACGUGGUCUUCCAAAGAAACCCUUUUGCCAUGCCAAUGCGGCCUGACACUGAGAUUCUCUUCUUUGCAGAGUGGCGUGGGCUGAAGAUCGGCCAGUGUUCUGUGCAUGUAGCAUGGUUCAAUCACUGUGCAAGUCCCGAAACUGGAUCGUUCAUUGGCCAUGAAGAAUCCUCGGCCUAUAUGCACCUCAAUCGGAUUUGUGCAGGUUCUGUCUACGGAACGGCCAGAGCGAUCGCUGUCUACAUGGACCUAAUGGCGACGCAGCUUCAACGUUCCAACUACCAGUGCAACGACCAGGCCAUGCAUAUUCACAUCUACUAUUCCUCCCUUCUAGACAAUACCCUGCGAAGCAAAGGUCUUGGUCGAGCAGUGCUGGUGCCAAAUGAAGAGGCGUUGUUUGGAAGUAUCGGCACGACCCCAAUGGUAACAUUCAACGAAUGGGGGGAAAUCUUGAAUGAACAAGGACAAGUGCAACAUGCUGUUCACCAAUACAAGACGCACUCCCUUUUGUCUGAUAUUGUCUGGCGAAAGUACGGAUGGCUCACUGAGGUCGGCCAACCUGAACCCAUACCUUCGGUGGCGAAGAUGGUUGAGGAGGCGGCGGGUGCCCUUGAUUUGUCAGGCAGCAGCCAUGAUGCUGAUUCCAUUGAUGACAACCUAGGCUCUCACGGUGCAGAGUAUGACUUGAAGUACGUCAGGCACGAUGACCAUGAUGGUGGAGAAGCUGAAUACCAGCAAUAUCGCCUCGUCAGUGUGAGCUCUGACACGUGUGGAAAGAGGGAGGAUCUUUGCUCUUGCAAGUAUGAGGACUGUCAAGUUCAUUACGAGUGGUAUUGA